This is a messenger RNA of Sporisorium graminicola, 2055 nucleotides long. RefSeq lists its product as uncharacterized. Lineage: Eukaryota; Fungi; Basidiomycota; Ustilaginomycetes; Ustilaginales; Ustilaginaceae. The record is from RefSeq and is a predicted model, not a curated record. The transcript has a single exon. Bases 1 to 2055 code for a protein of 684 amino acids.
AUGCCCUCCGUCGUCGUGCUCAUCCCUGGUACGGCCGGCGACACACCUACGCCGAGUUCCGUCUCGUACUCACCUUACAAGCAACACAAAUUGCUGAGUCUGCCACCACCAUCAUCGGCUUCAGCACCGGCGUCAUCGAGAUCGUCCAAGCCCGGAAUAUCCGCGGCUUCGACCUCUUCCGUCAUCGUGCCCUUAACGCCUCCACCAACAUCAUCCAGGCAACCCCUUCUUCCAUCUUCAUCAUCGUCUUCGCUUUCGUCCUCCUCGUUACUGCGCAGCCACUCAAGCUCGUCGUCAUCAGCCUCGUCCACUACCUCACAACCCGCGAGCGGCAGCCACAGCAGAGGCAAACGCCAUGAACGCCCCAUUGGCAUCUCCAACCCUUUCGGUGACGAGCACAUCUACAACUCCACCAAACGGUGCUCGCCCUCAGGCCCAGGCGUCUACACAUGUCGAUGGCGUCUUCGCGACAAGAAGGGCGUAUUGGAUCCAAACGGCCACCAGUACUGCGACUCUCAGCUCAUGACGCCCGACCUCUUAGCCCAGCAUGUACUCACCCACCACAUUCCUCAACACUCCGCCUCGCAGUAUGCGCACCUCAAGAUCGCUUGCAAAUGGAACAGCUGUUUCAACCGCCACUAUGAUCCUGCGGGCCUUGCAUCACAUCUGGUACAUGACCACUUCACCAACCAGAUGGGCCUCAAGUACGCUUGCAUCUCGUCAAACUGUUCCGUCCAGACCGUUCUCACAUCGUUCGAGGCUUUAAAGCGCCACCAUACCCAGUACCACGCCGGCUCGCCUACCUCGCAACAUCGCAAAGUCUGGCAGCCACGACGGCCGCAAGAGCAUCCUGAGCGAGCCUCAAAGCUGCUCGCUGCCAUUCGAAAGCUUGACACCCCAGAGCACCGACCACGCAUUCCAGUCUCGACCUGCGCCAAUCCACAAUUCACUCCUGUCGACCCAAAGAUACGUGCACUGCGGCAGAUCGAGUUGAAGCGCCGGUACAUGGAUCCAUUGACUGUCGAAUUGGGCGACGGGCAGGAAGGGCAGCCUUGGAAUCGGCUGUACAAGCGCAUCGACAAGCGCAUACAGGCAGAGAAGAGCAAGCAGGCCGCUCACGAUACCAUCUUGCGUGCGACCGAGUAUGAGGAACAUAAUCUCGACAUCAAGACACCAGUGUUUGUCGAGGUCACCGGCGAUCCGAUCCUACGAGCUAUCGGGGAGGGCUUGCAAGACGCGCAGCUUUAUCACGACGGCUGCUCGUCCCCGUGCCAGUCAACAGUGUCUCGCAAAACACCAGGGUUGGCAUUGCCUCCGCCACGAAAAGCUCACGUCCUACUACCCGAGCACGAUCCGCAGCAUGCGCAAGACCACAUCGGCGCGGCAUCCCUCCACUCGGUAGAGCGAGAGAUGAGGUUUGACGCAGCGCUAUCCAAGCAGCUUCAUUGGUCCGACAGGGUGCUAGGUGGGAGUGCCUUCGUUCCAUCUCACAAUGCCCCGUUGAGGCCGACCGCAUCAGAGAAUGCGCCUUCGAACGUCGAGAGAGAUGACGACGAAGGAGCGUCCGAUGACUGGGUGCCUCCAUUGCGGCUCGAUUCCUAUCAUCCAGUCUCACGGAGUCGAUUUGCGAUCGUCGAGGAUAGUGCAUCUGACGACAAGCCGCGAGCCAUACGACGUCCAACAGAAGCAGGACCACACGCACCAUCGAGUGGACAAACAACAGCCACGUCGAGCCGUUUAACCUCGCCCAGCAUAACAUCGUCCAGCUCCAGCCUCACACCCAUGUCCGUCUCGAAUGCAGCUCAGGAGAGAGUCAAGAGGGAGCGCGAGCAUGACGAGGACGACGACCUGAAGCAUCACGCGCACGAACCGCCAUCGUCCAGGAUCAAGCUGGAAGGGAAAGAGGUCCCUUACAUCGACGUCACGGGUUUACUCGAGCUAGAAUCGAGUGCUCGCGCCACGUCAUUCCCAGAUCUUCGUGGGGUGAGCGGGGUCAGGCUGCAGCGGGCUGGCAGGAAAGCGGACGUUCAUGGUCGACCGGCAUCGGAGUCAUGA